UCCGUAUGAUCCCAUUAGCGGCGGAAGGAAGCAAAGAGCAAACAAUAGGUGGUGGCGGAGGAGACCAGUUUCGAGAGAAGCGGAAGCCAUGGGGGCAGGUGAUGGAACUGAUGUUAAAGUUGAAAUCCGCUUGUCUUCAUUUUGUUUGUCCAAAUGCAGUUCGAAGCUGAUUUUCCAGUUUUUAAAAAGGAAACGAAAAGACAUUCGAUUAAAUUACUACAUCUUCAUUGGGGAACUACGACCUCCAAUUCAGUUCUUCUUCUUACAUCUGGAUUCGAUGUGACACUGAACUUUAAUCCUUCUCCCACGCUCUUAUGCACUUCAUUUUCAUUGCAAGCCAAAAGGAGGAAAAGAAACUGGGUAGAAGAAGCGCAAAGAAGAGGAAAGAUUAGAUAGCAAAUGGAAAGGCAAGUGAAUGAAACAAAAAUGGAAAACGCAACCAGAGCCAAUCAAUAUGAAGCCAGAUUCUUGGUAUGGUUAUGCAUAUGGUUCACGGACAAGGUGUUUGAUGAAAUGCUUCAGAGAAAUAGAUGCAGCUGUGAUUUAGGUGAAAACUCUUUUCAAAUUCCUUCAAACAUUGGGAUGAUGCAGAACAGCUUUCAGACCCUCCAUCAUUUCAAUGGAUUUUUAGGCAACCUUCCGAUGUUUCAUGUUCCUCAUCCCGGCCACGAAUUCCUUGCACAAUCCUCAAGUCUUAGCUACAACUCAACAUCUGAUGAUGCAGAGGAACAACAGAAGAGUAUUAUUGAUGAGAGAAAGCAGAGAAGAAUGAUUUCUAAUAGAGAAUCAGCUCGUAGAUCACGGAUGAGAAAACAGAAGCACCUUGAUGAGCUUUGGUCUCAGGUUCUUCGGCUUCGCACCGAGAACCAUGAACUGAUAGACAAAUUGAACCAUGUAUCCGAUAGCCAUGAAAAGGUUCUUUUGGAGAAUGCCAGGCUCAAGGAAGAAGCUUCUGAUCUUCGUCAGAUGCUCAGUGACUUGCAAAUUGGCAGUCCUUAUAAUCCUUGCUUGAGUAACCUUGAAGAUAUUCCAUGCAACACUGCACAUCUGAGAGCUGAAUCUUCAUCAUGCCAGUCCAUCGCUAACUCUAUAGACAACCUACUCCAUUGAGGAUAAAUCUUUGAACUCUCUGAUAAGAACUUCUAGUUCUUUUUAUCUAGUUUUGUUAUUAAUCCUCAGUCUUUGCAUUGAGCUUGUAUGAGAUCAGUAGUAGAAUAAGAUUAUUUCAAGUUUCUACCAUGGGUUGAAUCCGGAGUGUUCUCAGUGCCUGUUAAAAUUAGCAUUCAUGAAACGAAUUACUCCCUGCCCGCCGCAUACACAUGCUGAAGCUGGAGGAGCCAAAGUACCUGAAAAUGAUAUAUUCUUAUUAGAUCAUGAAUGCCUGAAUCAUAAACUUCAUAAUUUUCCUUUUUAAACCCCACCAGCUCACAUCAUUAAAGUUCCACCAAGGAGAGAAAUGGAUAAGAAACAGGAAACAAUUCAGCAGAGGAAGUAAGAUUUUUGUCCAGUGAGCAAAGUGUAUGGUGGAAAAACAGCAAUAGGUUCUUCACAGAAUGAGAGGGGCACAUUAGGACAAGCCAUGGUGGAGGGCGCUGCUGGUAGUGGCUCAUCAUUGAAAUGAAUACCAUGAGGCCAAGCUUUUGAAAAUGGUAUCCACUAAUACAAAAUACCCUAUUAGCUUGUUAUCUUUUUUCUUGGAAGCUGAUUUAAACAAUCAAGCUUAACAGUUCAUAUCUUGAUUAUACUGUUCAAUCACGCAAAAACCUCAGAGCAAUGAAUUUGACUCUCUAUCUCUCUCUGUCUCUCUCUGUAGUUAAGGCAUCAGAAUUUGUUGCAUAACUUUGUGUUAAACUGAACCAUCUCAGGCUGCACUGUUAUCAACCAUUAGGAAUUGUCUGAAUCAGAGGUGACGUUUCAGGUGGUGGCUGAACAGUGUGAUCCCUCUCUCUCUGUCCCUCUUUUUUCUUUUCUUUUUUUUAACAUUGACAAUUGCUGUUGCAUGAUCACAUCACAUUGGCCUCACCCUUUAUGCAUUUCUCAAUUACAGUGUCCUGUUGCUGCCGAAGUACGAUUAAACUCUUACUUUACUGUCAUUCAAACAGUCAUUUGCUGUCAAAUUUUCUUUCCCUUUGUCUGAUUUUUCAGGCUUCAGAACCAAAUCUGGUGGGAUUUGGAUAGGGAAAUCCUAUAUCAAUCUCCUUAUUCCUCCCCUCUCUACAACUUUCUCAAAUGAAGGUUUUUAGCUUAGUGCUGCUAUGUGGGGGUGAAACAGCAGCCAGUUCUUCUGCUAGAAGGUUGGAAAUCCGAUCAGAUCCUAAAGCAGAAUAGAUCUAGUUUAGAUAAGGAUCACGAUGAUAAUAAUUGUUGGCAUACAUACAGCCUAGUUGAUUAUUUAUUGCCUCGAAAUGGAAUAAAUACAUGUCCUCAGA
Molecule: messenger RNA, 2429 nt
Organism: Cucurbita moschata (crookneck pumpkin)
Lineage: Eukaryota; Viridiplantae; Streptophyta; Magnoliopsida; Cucurbitales; Cucurbitaceae
Product: basic leucine zipper 43-like
Exons: 4
Coding region: 400-1110 (236 amino acids)
Biological process (GO): regulation of DNA-templated transcription
Molecular function (GO): DNA-binding transcription factor activity
Source: RefSeq, a predicted model, not a curated record